AUGGCCUCGCUGGACCUGCCCUACCGCUGCCCGCGCUGCGGGGAGCACAAGCGCUUCCGGAGCCUGUCGUCGCUGCGCGCGCACCUGGAGUACAGCCACACGUACGAGACCCUCUACAUUCUCUCCAAGACCAACAGCAUCUGCGACGGCGCCGCAGCGGCCUUCCCGCUGGCGCCCGAGCCCGCCGCCCUGCUGGCCGUGCCGGGCGCCCGGCGCGAGGUCUUCGAGAGCACGUCCUUUCAGGGCAAGGAGCAGGCGGUCGGGCCGUCGCCCGCGGCGCCACACCUGCUGCACCACCAUCACCACCACGCGCCCCUCGCCCACUUUCCCGGCGACCUGGUGCCGGCCGGCCUGCCUUGCGAGGAGCUGGCGGAGCCGGGCCUCGUGCCCGCCGCGCGCUACGCGCUCCGCGAGAUCGAGAUCCCGCUGGGGGAGCUGUUCGCCCGCAAGUCCGUGGCCUCCUCGGCGUGCUCGACACCGCCGCCCGGGCCCGGCCCCGGCCCCUGCCCCGGGCCUGCGUCCGCCUCGCCCGCGUCUCCCUCGCCCGCCGACGUGGCUUACGAAGAGGGCCUGGCGCGCCUCAAGAUCCGGGCGCUGGAGAAGCUGGAGGUGGACCGACGGCUGGAGCGGCUGAGCGAGGAGGUGGAGCAGAAGAUCGCGGGCCAGGUGGGCCGGCUGCAGGCCGAGCUGGAGCGAAAGGCGGCGGAGCUGGAGACUGCGCGGCAGGAGAGCGCGCGGCUGGGGCGGGAGAAGGAGGAGCUGGAGGAGCGCGCCUCCGAGCUCUCGCGCCAGGUGGACGUGAGUGUGGAGCUGCUGGCCUCGCUCAAGCAGGACCUGGUGCACAAAGAGCAGGAGCUGAGCCGCAAGCAGCAGGAGGUGGUGCAGAUCGACCAGUUCCUGAAGGAGACGGCGGCACGGGAGGCCAGUGCCAAGCUGCGGCUGCAGCAGUUCAUCGAGGAGCUCCUCGAGCGGGCCGACCGGGCCGAGCGGCAGCUGCAGGUCAUCAGCAGCAGCUGUGGCAGCACGCCCAGUGCCAGCCUGGGCCGCGGAGGUGGGGGAGCUGGUGCGGGGCCCAGCACUCGGGCCCCAGGCAGGACGCGAGAACACCACGCAGGCCCGGCCAUGCCUAGCACGUAUGCAGUGUCCCGGCAUGGCUCCUCUCCCAGCACAGGGGCCUCCAGUCGCAUCCCAGCUGCAUCUCAGAGCUCAGGUUGCUAUGACAGUGACAGUCUGGAGCUGCCCCGGCCAGAAGAGGGGGCCCCCGAGGACAGCGGCCCCGGGGGCUUGGGCACGCGGGUCCAGGCUGCCAACGGCGGCUCGGAGCGGGCCCAGCCCCCUCGCAGCUCUGGACUGCGGCGCCAGGCCAUCCAGAACUGGCAACGCAGACCCCGUCGACACAGCACGGAAGGGGAGGAAGGUGACGUCUCCGACGUGGGCUCCCGAACCACCGAGUCAGAGGCUGAGGGCCCCUCGGAUAUCCCCCGCCCUGGGCCUGCCAUGGCUGGGCCGGUGAGCAGCUGCCGGCUCUCUGCCCGCCCAGAGGGAGGCAGUGGGCGGGGUCGGCGAGCUGAGAGGGGCAGCCCCUCCCGCUCCAAUGAGGUCAUCAGCCCGGAGAUCCUCAAGAUGCGAGCAGCCCUGUUCUGCAUCUUCACCUAUCUGGACACACGCACUCUGCUACACGCUGCCGAGGUCUGCCGGGACUGGCGCUUCGUGGCCCGCCACCCCGCCGUCUGGACCCGGGUGCUGCUCGAGAAUGCCCGCGUCUGUUCCAAGUUCCUGGCAAUGCUGGCUCAGUGGUGCACCCAAGCCCACUCGCUGACACUGCAGAACCUGAAGCCCCGGCAGCGGGGCAAGAAGGAGAGCAAAGAGGAGUAUGCCCGGAGUACCCGGGGCUGCUUGGAGGCAGGCCUGGAGUCUCUGCUGAAGGCAGCGGGGGGAAAUCUGUUGAUCCUGCGCAUCUCCCACUGCCCCAACAUCCUCACUGACCGUUCGCUGUGGCUGGCUAGCUGCUACUGCCGUGCCCUGCAGGCUGUCACCUACAGAAGCGCCACAGACCCAGUGGGCCAUGAGGUCAUCUGGGCCCUGGGCGCAGGCUGCAGAGAGAUCGUCUCCCUCCAGGUGGCGCCACUUCACCCCUGCCAGCAGCCCAUGCGAUUCAGUAACCGCUGCCUACAGAUGAUCGGUCGCUGUUGGCCCCACCUCCGGGCUCUGGGGGUCGGGGGCGCCGGCUGUGGGGUGCAGGGCCUGGCAUCGCUCGCAAGAAACUGCAUGCGGCUGCAGGUGCUGGAGUUGGACCAUGUGUCGGAGAUCACCCAGGAGGUGGCGGCUGAGGUCUGCCGGGAAGGCCUGAAGGGCCUGGAGAUGCUGGUGCUCACAGCCACCCCCGUAACCCCCAAGGCCCUGCUGCAUUUCAACAGCAUCUGCCGGAACCUCAAGUCCAUUGUGGUUCAGAUUGGGAUUGCCGAUUAUUUCAAAGAGCCCAGCAGUCCUGAGGCCCAGAAGCUGUUUGAGGACAUGGUAACAAAGCUCCAGGCCCUACGGCGGAGGCCCGGCUUCUCUAAGAUCCUGCACAUCAAGGUGGAAGGCUGCUAACCCGGGUUGGGGGCGGCAGGGUCCCUGCCAGCCCCACACCAGCCACGCUCUUUGGACCUCCAGAAGGACCCUGAUCUGGACUAGACUUUUGGAGGCGUGGUGUUAUCCCUGGUUUCUGGGAGAGGGGUUGUCAGUCUCCUGUCCUCCUGCUGGGACGGUGGAACGCAAGCCUGACCCUGAGCGCUGCCUCUCCAGGGCAGGGGCUUGGACGGCUGGCCCCCGACCCCCACCCCACCCCAUCUGGAGCAGCCCUCUAGGCACGGCCAGCGAAGAGCUGAGUCUCCGCCAGCACUUGGUGUCACCGCCCUGAGGAUCUGCAAUAACCACCAGGGGCUCCUUGGCUGCUCAGGCUGUUGGGGCAGGCCUCCCCUUUGUGAGGCCCAGCCUCCUGGUCGGGAGCCUCUGUCAGGCCCCAGACCAGAGGGGUUGCUCCAACAGACAGCUCAGACUUGGCCAAGAGGCCCUUCUCUUCCCCCUGCCCAGUCCCAGCUCUCUGUGGGGCAUCCCCUUCGGGCAGCCUGCCAGGGCUCUGGGUCCAUAUUCUCCAGGGAUAACCCUAGAGGUCUUGGGGAUGUGGUCAGCUGAAAGUGGGAAGUAGGGGGGUUCAGUGAGGUAGUGGCGUGGGCUUUGAAGGGCAAGACAUCUAUCCAGAACUUCUCCCCAAGACAUCCAGGCCACGCCUCCCAAGGGUGGAUAUUGCCAGGGCAAGAACACUUCCGAGUUUUUACCGCUGUAGAGAAGACAAGACUCCUCCCAGCCACCACAUAUCCCGUGACACCAGAACUAAAUUCUGAGCUACCAGGUACCUGUUUCUGUACCUUCCACCGACCCCGAGCCUCUGGAGGGGGCCAGGUCCCAGCUCUGGGAAAUGCUGUCAGCAGUGGGAAGCGGUGCCCGUCCUCAAGGAGUAUACUUCUAAUCUGGGUGCUUGGACAGGAAUCU
Messenger RNA from Dama dama (fallow deer), 3534 nucleotides. It is a transcript of the gene FBXO41, whose product is annotated as F-box protein 41. Lineage: Eukaryota; Metazoa; Chordata; Mammalia; Artiodactyla; Cervidae. Bases 1 to 2592 code for a protein of 863 amino acids. The record is from RefSeq and is a predicted model, not a curated record. Gene Ontology annotation, molecular function: protein binding. The transcript is spliced from 12 exons.